AUGGCAGCACAACUUCGCGGGGCGGAGGAGACAGCAAAGGGUAUUGGCCAGGCGCUCAAGUCUGGCCUAGGUACCGUCACCAAUGUUGGGCAAGAGGCUUAUAAGAAGCCGGAGCUUAGGAAUAGGGCUGGGGAGAGUCGGAGCCCCUAUGUUAGAGGACAUGCCUCGAAUCCUGUUGCUUGGCAGCUUUGGGGAAAGGAGGCUAUUGAACUUGCCGGGAAGGAGAACCGCCUUAUUUUCUUGAGCAUUGGCUACAGUGCUUGUCAUUGGUGCCAUGUUAUGGAAAGGGAGUCCUUCGAAAACGAAGAGGUAGCCGCAAUUCUAAACGAGUCGUUCAUCCCUAUCAAAAUCGAUCGCGAGGAACAUCCCGACAUCGACCGAAUAUAUAUGAACUUUGUUCAAGCUACAACGGGUUCUGGAGGCUGGCCCUUGAAUGUUUUUGUCACGCCAGAGCUAGAACCCGUCUUUGGGGGAACAUAUUGGCCCGGGCCUACAAGCACUACCGCACAAGUUGAAGACCAGGUCAAUUUCCUCGGCAUACUGAACAAACUAUCCACAGUCUGGAAGGAGCAGGAAGAGCGAUGCCGUCAAGAUGCUUCGCAGAUCUUGAAACAGCUGAGGGAGUUUGCAGCAGAAGGCACACUUGGUGACCGGUCAGAAAAAGCUGGAGAUAUGGAUAUUGAGUUGCUCGAAGAAGCAAACCAGCAUUUCAUUUCAACAUAUGACACCAAGAAUGGCGGCUUCGGCGCUGCACCAAAAUUCCCUACGCCUUCUAAGCUCUCAUUCCUCCUCCGCCUAGGCCAGUAUCCGGAAGUUGUCCGGGAUGUCGUUGGAAAAACAGCGUGUGACAAGGCGGAAAAUAUGGCUAUUUCCACCUUGCGAAAGAUGGCACGUGGUGGAAUCCAUGAUCAUAUCGGAAACGGAUUCUCCAGAUACUCGGUCACUGUCGACUGGUCGCUGCCCCAUUUCGAAAAAAUGUUAUACGACAAUGCGCAGCUCCUUCACGUCUACCUGGAUGGAUUUCUGCUAUCGAAUGAUCCCGAAUUACUUGGUGUGGUUUACGAUAUUGCCUCGUAUCUCACCAUUGAUCUUGCGCACCCUAAUGGAGGGUUUUACUCGAGCGAGGAUGCCGAUAGUUUUUACAAGAAAGGAGAUUCAGAAAAGCGAGAGGGCGCUUUCUACGUAUGGACAAAGCGAGAGUUUGAGAAUAUCCUCGGCUCAAAAGCAGCGCCUAUUCUUUCGGAAUUUUACAAUGUUAACAGGAACGGGAAUGUUGCACCAGGCAAUGACCCCCACGAUGAGUUCAUUGAUCAAAAUGUGUUGGCAAUUGCUAGCACACCCGCAGCGCUAGCGAGCACGUAUGGUAUGACGGAGGCGGAAGUCGUCCAGAUUAUCAAGGAAGGGAGGAUCGCGUUGCGAGCGCAUAGAGACAAGGAGAGAGUUCGACCUAGUCUGGAUGAUAAAAUCAUUGUCAGUUGGAAUGGCCUUGCUAUCGGUGCCCUGGCUCGGACUGCUGCUGUGAUCAGAAGUUUUGACCCGGUAAAUUCGGAGAAAUAUCUUACUUCGGCACUCAAGACUGCAGCUUUCAUCAACGACCAGCUCUACGAUGCUAAAACAAAGACCUUGUACCGAAUUUAUCGAGAAGGUCCCGGAGAUACGAAAGGCUUUGCAGAUGAUUACGCUUUCCUCAUUGAUGGUCUUAUUGACUUGUACGAAGCUACAUUCGACGAGGUAUGGCUCCACUGGGCCGAUGAUCUGCAACAAUCUCAAAUAUCCCUUUUCUAUGAUACGAAAGGAACUGGCGGAUUCUUCUCUACCCAGGUUGACGCUGCGCACGUUAUUCUCCGCCUCAAGGAUGGUAUGGAUACAAGCGAGCCAUCAACAAACGGCGUCUCGGCAUCAAACCUAUACCGGCUGUCAAAUCUUCUUGAAGAGGAAUCCUACUCAAAGAAAGCAAAAGAAACGGUCUCUAGCUUCGAAUCAGAAAUGACACAGUACCCUUGGCUCUUUGCCUCCUUUAUGCCCAGCAUUGUUGCAAGGAAUCUAGGCGUCAAAGGAGUAGUGGUUUCUGGGGAAGGGGCCGUUGAAAAGAUGGUCGAAGCUCACGAGAAGCAGCCGAGAGGGGCUAUCGGAACUUUUGCAAGAUUGAACAAGUCAAGUUCUUGGCUGAGGGGGCGCAAUCCACUAUUUAAAGAAUUCGGUCUCGAUGAUAAGCCAAGGGCCCUUAUUUGCGAACAGGGAACUUGUCUUGAGAAAGUGUUAGAGGACGACAUUCCUGCGUUAGCAAAUCCUCUAGACCUUAGCAAUGUGGCUAUGGCGUUGCCUGAGCAGCAGGGUGCUGUUGUAGACGGGAUGCCCGAAGAGAAGCCUCUAUAA
This is a messenger RNA of Venustampulla echinocandica, 2376 nucleotides long. Its product is annotated as Six-hairpin glycosidase. Gene Ontology annotation, biological process: carbohydrate metabolic process. The transcript has 3 exons. Lineage: Eukaryota; Fungi; Ascomycota; Leotiomycetes; Helotiales; Pleuroascaceae. The coding region runs from base 1 to 2376 and encodes 791 amino acids. The record is from RefSeq and is a predicted model, not a curated record.